This is a messenger RNA of Heteronotia binoei (common prickly gecko), 1887 nucleotides long. RefSeq names its product phosphatidylinositol 3-kinase catalytic subunit type 3. Gene Ontology annotation, molecular function: 1-phosphatidylinositol-3-kinase activity. Lineage: Eukaryota; Metazoa; Chordata; Lepidosauria; Squamata; Gekkonidae. Bases 142 to 1260 code for a protein of 372 amino acids. Gene Ontology annotation, biological process: phosphatidylinositol-mediated signaling; phosphatidylinositol-3-phosphate biosynthetic process; autophagy of peroxisome. The record is from RefSeq and is a predicted model, not a curated record. The transcript has 13 exons. Gene Ontology annotation, cellular component: peroxisome; phosphatidylinositol 3-kinase complex, class III, type II; phosphatidylinositol 3-kinase complex, class III, type I.
AUUCACUCUUAGCAAGACCUUUGCACAUUUCUGAUCUCCCGAGCUUGCAAGAAUUCCACGCUGGCAAACUACUUAUAUUGGUACGUGAUUGUGGAGUGCGAGGACCAAGACACGCAACAGAGAGAUCCGAGGACUCACGAAAUGUACCUUAACGUCACACGGAGGUUCAGCCAAGCUCUACUAAAGGGAGAUAAGUCUGUCAGGGUGAUGCGCUCUUCGUUGGCAGCCCAGCAGACGUUUGUGGACCGACUGGUGCAUCUCAUGAAAGCUGUGCAGCGGGAAAGUGGGAAUCGGAAGAAGAAGAACGAGCGGCUUCAGGCCUUGUUGGCCGACAAUGAAAAGAUGAACUUGGCAGACAUGGAACCCAUUCCGCUGCCUCUAGAGCCACAGGUGAAGAUUAAAGGAAUAAUCCCAGAGAAAGCCACCCUGUUCAAGAGUGCCCUCAUGCCAGCCCAGCUGUUCUUCAAGACGGAAGAUGGGGGCAAAUAUCCUGUAAUAUUCAAACACGGGGAUGAUUUGCGGCAAGAUCAGCUCAUCCUUCAGAUUAUUUCACUCAUGGACAAGCUCUUGCGCAAGGAGAAUCUGGAUCUGAAGUUAACCCCGUACAAGGUCUUGGCGACAAGCACGAAGCACGGUUUCAUGCAGUUUAUUCAAUCCGUUCCAGUCGCAGAAGUCCUGGCUACCGAGGAAAGCAUACAGAACUUCUUCCGGAAACAUGCUCCGAGUGAAACAGGGCCCCACGGGAUAAGCGCAGAGGUGAUGGACACAUAUGUCAAGAGCUGUGCCGGCUAUUGUGUGAUAACGUACAUCCUCGGCGUGGGGGACCGACAUUUGGAUAACCUUUUGCUCACCAAAACAGGUAAGCUUUUCCACAUCGAUUUUGGCUACAUUCUGGGCCGGGAUCCGAAGCCUCUUCCUCCGCCGAUGAAGCUAAACAAGGAGAUGGUGGAAGGCAUGGGAGGGACUCAGAGCGAGCAGUAUCAGGAGUUCCGCAAGCAGUGCUACACGGCUUUCCUUCACCUCCGCAGAUAUUCCAACCUGAUUUUGAACUUGUUCUCCCUCAUGGUUGACGCCAACAUUCCAGACAUAGCUCUUGAACCGGACAAGACCGUCAAAAAGGUGCAAGACAAGUUCCGUCUGGACCUCUCCGAUGAAGAGGCUGUUCAUUACAUGCAGAGUCUGAUCGAUGAAAGCGUCCAUGCCCUCUUCGCAGCCGUGGUGGAGCAGAUCCACAAGUUCGCUCAGUAUUGGAGAAAAUGAGCUUCACCAGUUCCUAGUAGCAGCGAUUCAUACACAAGGCGGUUGUCACUUAACUGAUUCACGGUGUUACUCGAGAGUGGACUGAUUCUUUGGUGGUCUAGAUAGCAACGUCGUCUGAGUUUCUGUGGAAACUCAGUCAAAGGUAUGCUUCCCCAUGUAGAUACUUGGCCUGAUGUUUGGGAAAUAAGCAAGCAGUUCUGUGGAAGACAUCCGCAGAAAAAAAAAAAGACACACCGGAUUCUCUAAGUGCUUUAUGUUGUUGUAUUGUUGGACUGAGAAGAUGAAACUAAUCUCCACACUUAACCAGGACGUGAACGGUGACUUGGACAUGCACAUUUUCAAGUUUUCCUCUUUUGGACGAAAAGCUGUCAUGACAGUCGAACAAAGUAGGAAUAAAACUUCGGGGUACAUUUGUAGGACCUGUCCAGAUUGUCCUCGUUGAGGGAAAACAGGAAAUUGUACGGUUCUUUCUUUUAGGUAGACAAGUUUUACAAAGUGCCACUAAAAGUCUGCCUGCAAGGGUCUAUCAUCCAUGGUCUUGAAAAGACCAGAGAGAGAGAGAGAGAGAAAAAACGUUCAUGGUUUGCUCUUGAUGACAAAUUACCCAAAUAAAACUCUUUUGAUGCA